UACGGUAGUGGUACUGGUACCGGUACCGGGUACCGGUAUCUUUUGAGAUCUUUCGUGAAAGCGAAGUCUGAUCCUGGCUCCUUCCGAGCAGCACCUUUACUAACAUCAAGCCAGGGAGCAGAGGAAGAGGAAGCACCACAACCUUCAGUCUUUUGGAGAUCUAUCUGGUUUUGUUGAGUAGCGUGUUGUAGUAUCAAUUUAUGAUAACAUGACCACCAAUCCUCAAGAGAUCGCCGCACAGGCCUUUGUGGAUGAUUUCAACAAAGAGUAUGAGGCCAAGCAUCUGGCCUUUGAGAAACAGUUCUGGGGGAACAAAAUGGCCCUCUCCAGCACGCCCGAAGAUACCUAUUCCAGUGACUUGUUGAGUUCGACCAAGGCAGAAAUGGAGAAUCUCUUGUCGGAUCCUACCGUUCUUCAAAGGGCACAAGAGUUUCGCAACAAUCUAAUAAUGGCAGAGAAGAAAGAUACGCCCCCAGAGGACAAUCUGAUGAAAACCUUGGAUAUCAUUAUCAAAACUUGUAAAUGCUACGAUAUGAGUUCCGCCCCCGAAGCUCGCAAACUUCGAGAAGACACUUCCAAAUUGGAAAGUUCACUGGAGCUGGCGAGGAAUCGAUCCUUGACGUUGGGAUACACUCUAUUGGAUGGAACCUUUCAGGAGACGUCUUCUGUGGGUCUUCGAAAUGUCAUGAAAACCCACCAAGAGGAAGCCGUGCGUAAAUCGGCCUAUGAUGCUUUGCGUUCCAUUGGACCAUUUUGCUUGGGCCAUGGCUUUGUCGAGAUUAUCAAAUUGCGCAAUCGGAUGGCCAAGAGUCUGGGAUUUCAGGAUUAUUAUGACUACAAAGUCACAAAUUCAGAAGGCUUUGGCAAAGACAAGCUCUUUCAGAUAUUGGACACGUUGGAACAAGGCACUCGGCCAAUCAUGGAAAAGGCACGAACUGAAUUGGAACGGCGAUUUGGAAAGGAAGCUCUGGAACCCUGGAACACUGGGUUUAUGAUAUCGGGAACCGCCCAGGCCAGAAUGGAUACAUAUUUCCCCUUUGGCAAGGCCGUGGAACGCUAUGUGCGAUCGUACGCAGCCAUGGGCAUCUCUUACGAAGGGUCUGUGAUGAACUUGGAUCUUUUGGAGCGCAAAAACAAGCACGACAAUGGGUUUUGCCAUUGGCCUGCGGUUGCUUGGGUAAAGCCAGAUGGAAGCUUCCAGCCAGCCACAACCAACUUUACAUCUUGUGCCGACCCAAAGGCCGUCGGAAGUGGCUUGGCAGCUCUCACCGUGUUGUGCCAUGAAGCAGGUCAUGCAGCGCACUUCGCCAAUGUGAAGCAACCCAGCCCGUUGUUCAGUCAAGAGAGAGCCCCUACAAGCGUUCCUUACGCGGAAAACCAAAGCAUGUUCUUAGAUUCACUGGUGGGAGAUGCGGCUUGGAGGGCUGUCUACGCGAGAAAUGACAAGAACGAGCCCAUCCCGUUUGAUUUGAUCGAGGAGGAAGUGCGUUCCAACCACCCGUUUGCUGUGUUUCAACUGCGGGGAAUGCUAUCCGUGUCUUACUUUGAAAAGGCACUCUACGAGCUCCCGGAGGAGGAGGUGACAGCUGACAAGAUCAAAGAACUAGCCGAUGAAACGGAACUGAAGAUCCAAGGCGGCUAUUCCAUUCGACCCAUCUUGGCGUAUCCUCAUAUAAUAUCAGACGAAGCAUCAUGCUAUUAUCACGGGUACACCCUUGCGGAAAUGAGCGUUCAUCAGACCAGAUGUUUCUUCAAGGAACGAGAUGGCUUUAUCGUUGAUAACCCGAAGGUUGGACCAACCCUGACGGAAGCUUAUUGGAGGUGUGGCAACUCGAGAGCGUUCCUUGAAAUCGUGAAGGAUCUAACAGGCAAGGAGCUCGCGGGAGAAUCGUGGGUGGAUGCCCUCAAAGAAUCCGUGGACGACAAAGUCCAGCGGGAGCGAAGGGAAUACGACGAAGCAUUGGCAAAGGCAGAAUCCCAGACGACAGUGGUCAAUGAUGAUCUGAAUGCCAUUUUGAACAUGACAAUCCGUUUCGUAGACGGGGACACGCUCAUUGCAGAUUCGUCCAAGGUCGAAGGCGGUAUUCUGGGUGCCUGCCAAGCUUUCGAAACAUUUGUCGAAGCAAGGUAGCAUGGUGUGUGUCUAUGAUAGCUGCCACCUGUGAGGGUGGCCCUUUUGGAUCUGUAGCAGGUACACAUGUACCGGUAUCCUUGAAAUAAGUCUUGGUAUUGUUCUAUCUUUGAGUGCAGUCCAUGCUACC
Seminavis robusta is the source of this 2261-nucleotide messenger RNA. NCBI's taxonomy places the organism in Eukaryota, Bacillariophyta, Bacillariophyceae, Naviculales, Naviculaceae. The record is from the annotation of a GenBank genome assembly.